AACAGAAUAAACACAUGGUCGACAUGAUGCUGAUUGUCAGAAUCCCUCUCUGCUUGUUCUGUGGAGCUUUAGCAGCAGCAGCAGCUCGGGACUUCUACCAGGACGUCCACCUUGCAGACCGCAGGUUUACAGGCCUGAGACCAGAGCGGCCUGUAGUCCAGGAACCAGCAGCUGUCCAACAGGAGAAACAAUCUUUUCAAGAACCGUUGUCUUGGAGGUUCCCGGAGCCACCGGCUGAAGAGGAGCCUCACUUCCCUCCGAACUUUGAACUGAAGCCACCAGCAGCAGCUGACAGUGUCACGGCCAUCUGCGGAGAGAGCUCUGUCCGAGUGGAGGCCAAGAAAGACCUGCUGGGGAUUGGUAAACCAGUCCAGGCUGCAGAUGUCACACUAGGAGGAUGUGCUUCCAUAUGGGAGGAUCCUGAGGUCCUGGUCUUUGAAUCAGAGCUGCACAGUUGUGGCAGCCAGCUGAUGAUGUCUGAGGAUUCGUUCAUCUACAUCUUCACACUGUUCUACACUCCCAGCCCUCUGGGAGACAGUCCCAUCAUCCGAACCGUAGACUUCUCAAUCAGCAUCCAGUGCCACUACCAGAGGAAGCAUGAUGUGAGCAGCGGGCUGCUCAAGCCGACCUGGACUCCGUUCAGUGGCACCAAAGUUUCAGACGAGAAUCUUUACUUCUCCCUCAGACUCAUGACUGAUGAUUGGCAGUUCCCUCGUCCAUCUGCUCAGUUCCUCCUGGGAGACAAGAUGAGGUUUGAAGCUUCAGUCAAACAAUUUCAUCACAUCCCUCUCAGAGUGACCGUGGACAGCUGUGUGGCAUCAGUGGCCCCAAAUAUUGACACCGUCCCUCGAUAUGCCUUCCUGGGAAACAAGGGGUGUCUAUUCGACAGUCAGCUGACAGGCUCCAGCUCUCAGUUCCUGCCUCGAUCUCAGGAUGGCAAACUGCAGUUUGAGAUUGAGGCUUUCAAGUUCCAGCAGGACAACAGUGGCGUGAUGUACAUCACAUGCAGUUUGAGAGCCACAACAGCAGAUACAGCUGUUGACACCACAAACAAGGCCUGUUCAUUCUCCAACGGGUGGAGGGAGGCCAGUGGCAGCCAUCGCGCCUGUUCUUGCUGCGACACAAACUGUGGGACAAGUAGCAAGAGUGACCUGACUGAAGCAGGUAGUCAGCUGACUGGUUUGUGCUGGUGCUCAGUGGGAACAUGA
Messenger RNA from Acanthochromis polyacanthus (spiny chromis), 1208 nucleotides. Its product is annotated as zona pellucida sperm-binding protein 3-like. The transcript is spliced from 9 exons. The coding region runs from base 15 to 1208 and encodes 397 amino acids. The record is from RefSeq and is a predicted model, not a curated record. Lineage: Eukaryota; Metazoa; Chordata; Actinopteri; Pomacentridae. Gene Ontology annotation, cellular component: extracellular matrix. Gene Ontology annotation, molecular function: acrosin binding. Gene Ontology annotation, biological process: egg coat formation; binding of sperm to zona pellucida; positive regulation of acrosome reaction.